Messenger RNA from Spirodela intermedia, 2195 nucleotides. The record is from the annotation of a GenBank genome assembly. NCBI's taxonomy places the organism in Eukaryota, Viridiplantae, Streptophyta, Magnoliopsida, Alismatales, Araceae.
AUGGAAGAAAAAGUGGAGCAAAUCCAGCCUACCCACGGCAGGCUUAGUGAUGCUAGUCAGUGCUCAUCCAGUGAUUGCAGUCAGGUGUUAGACACAAGCUCCAUCGCUCACCGUGAUGUGGAGGAGCUGGGCAGUUAUGCACUCUGUCGCGUUUGCCACUGUGUGGAAUCAGACAAAGGGGCCGAUGCUGCCUUAGCUUACUUGAAUAUUGUUCCUCCAACAUUGGACUCAAAAGUCGAUGAGUGUGAGACGAACGGCAAAGAAUAUUCUGGAUCUCUUGAGAAGGCUAGUUUUUCUAACAAGAAUGGCACCAGAGAUCCUGGAGUAAUUGAGUUCGUGGGUCCUGAUGGGAAGAUAUUUGUUUGCAGUGCUGACAUAGAGGCAGGCUCCUGCUGCGAGAAAGAUCCUCUAGUAGAUCUUGGAUGUUCAUGCAAAAAUGAGCUUGCUCUAGCACACUAUGCCUGUGCAUUAAAGUGGUUUAUUAGCCAUGGAUCCACUGUCUGUGAAAUUUGUGGAAGUGCAGCAAAAAAUGUCAGGCCUGAGGAUUUCAAAAAGAUUGUCACAUCUCUGAGGGAUUAUGAAUCAUUGAGGGAAAGGACUGAUAAUGGCAUAGUUGACCAUUUCCAAAGUGGGGCAGAUUCAGGUUUAGAUCCUGACGCCCUAGCUGCAGUCCGCAGACAAAGGCUCAGCGAGAUUUCACUAUGGUUUAAUCCUCAAAAUAAUUUCAGAGCAGUUUCUGAAGAAACAGUAUAUCAACCCUCCACUAUUUCAACAGAGACUGCUGUCACCACACAAAAUCCCGCCACUAAAUGGGCAGUGGAGGGCACUGGGAUACUAAUAGCAACUGGCUUGCUGACUGUCACUCUGGCAUGGCUGAUUGCUCCUCGUGUUGGAAAGGUAUUCCUCAACUUAAUAUUUAACUGCGGUCUUCUCUUAGUUUACUUGUCUGUCCAUAACUUUGCAUUUGAGAUUAUUAUCAGUUUGGAGGCAUUUCUGACCUCAUCAGUCUGGUGCUCGGACUUGUUUCCAGUCUUUACUAGAAAAUUGAGUAAGAUCGAUGCCCAUAAAAUUGAUUUAUAGGAUAUUUUUAAAAUAAGUUAUAAAAAAUGAGAAAACCUGAAAUUUGAGUAGGAUCAAUGCCCAUAAAUUGAUUUAAAUAAAUUAUUCAAAAGAUUUCAAUAAGGAAGAAAAGAAGAAGACAAUCAAGUACCUGUAAAGGUAAACUUCAGGUAAUUGAGGGCAUGCCCAGGAAGAAGUAGGAAUCAAGAGGCAAGCUCGAUUGUGUCAUGGACAGGGGUUCAUCUGUGGAGAGCCCUUUUAACAGAGGCAGAUGCAUUUCUAGACCAAUCGGCAUCACCUAGAUAAUUUAGUGUCCUCCGGAGAGGGCUUACACUCCAAACACUUCUCUUCAAUAUCCUUCUCUGCUUUGAUAAAAAAUUAUCUGCUUUGAAAAAAAAUAAAAACCAAACUGCUUUAUUCCGACCAUUUACUUCCCCCAUUAUCACAAUUUUGCCUGUUGCUUCUUUUCUCUAUGCAGAAGACGGCAAGGAACGGUCUCCACAUUCUCCUCGGAGGCAUGUGUGCUCUGACGGUGGUGAUCUUCCUUCGAUUUGUAAGUAGCGUCUGGCCACUCCUUUUCAUUAGCAGCUCUUGGCUGCUGUUCUAUAGCUGUUCAAUAGCUCUUCAUGUUUUCUCUGUUAUAACAUGAUGAAUGUGUUCAAGAGGAUGCUGCUCUGGGGAAUGGAGGGGAAGACAAGGAGACUGAUUUAUUAGUUACCACCACAUGCAUGCAUGCAUGCACGCUUGCUUCUAUCAGGCCCUUAUCAUACACUGGUUUAAGCUUUGACUUGCGACGUUCAUAAAAGUAACAGAGGGCCACUAUUUUACUAAAAAUGGAAAAAAAUGGAAUCGUCUUGGUGAUCGGAUUAUAUUCCUAUAAAUGUUAUAUCUCAUUUCAUGCUUAUGAUUUCCAUCCUUUUUCUUUCCUUUUAAAAAAAAAAAAACGGAAAGAAGAAAUUGGGGAGGUAAAAAAGAAGUCAACCGUCGCCUGAAAAUUUCCACGGCUUUUUCUCCUCCAGGUGGUGCUCUCCAGGAUCAGAUAUGGGCCUGCACGCUACUGGGCAAUCCUAUUUGUGUUCUGGUUUCUGGUCUUCGGCAUCUGGGCCUCCAGGACUCACAGCACCCACACCACCUGA